GAGGGGUGGGGUCAGAGGUCAGGGUUCACCGGGUCCAGGCGGCGGGAGCCUCGGGAAUGUCGAUGUGAAGGUGUUUUUUUUAUAUAUCCGAAAAGGCGGCGGCACCAGCGGAAGAUGCACAGCCUGGGAGCGGGAGCGCCGGUUACUGCGCUGGCUCAGGUGGAUCGUGAGAAGAUUUACCAGUGGAUCAAUGAGCUAUCCAGCCCCGAGACCCGGGAAAAUGCCUUGUUAGAACUCAGCAAGAAGAGAGAGUCGGUGCCUGACCUGGCCCCCAUGCUCUGGCACUCUUUUGGAACUAUUGCUGCCCUCCUACAGGAAAUUGUAAAUAUUUAUCCAUCUAUCAACCCUCCAACUCUCACGGCUCAUCAAUCUAACCGCGUGUGUAAUGCACUCGCAUUGUUGCAAUGCGUAGCAUCACAUCCAGAAACCAGGUCAGCAUUUCUAGCAGCCCAUAUCCCGCUGUUUCUCUAUCCAUUCUUGCACACAGUCAGUAAGACGAGACCCUUUGAGUAUCUGCGACUCACCAGCCUGGGUGUUAUAGGCGCCUUAGUGAAAACAGAUGAACAGGAAGUCAUCAACUUCCUUUUGACAACAGAAAUUAUUCCUCUCUGCCUCCGGAUAAUGGAGUCAGGAAGUGAAUUGUCCAAAACGGUUGCAACUUUUAUUUUGCAGAAGAUCCUAUUGGAUGACACAGGACUGGCUUACAUCUGUCAGACGUACGAACGAUUCUCUCAUGUGGCCAUGAUUCUGGGUAAGAUGGUGCUGCAGCUCUCCAAAGAGCCCUCAGCCAGAUUGUUGAAGCAUGUCGUUCGCUGCUACCUCCGUCUCUCCGACAAUCCACGGGCAAGGGAGGCACUCCGACAGUGCCUGCCUGACCAGCUGAAAGAUACCACGUUUGCCCAGGUGCUGAAAGACGAUACUACUACCAAGCGUUGGCUGGCCCAACUUGUCAAGAAUCUCCAGGAGGGACAGGUUACCGACCCUCGGGGAAUCCCCCUGCCACCCCAGUGACUGAAGUGACCCUCCUGUAGGCUGAGGCCAUCAGGCAGCAUCGUUGCUGGCACAGUCUGGGAUUUGGGGAGUGGGGCAAUGCUCUAUUUGUACAGAUCACUGUGGUCUUUGAAAUAAUGGGGAUGUUGGACUCCUGAGAUUCUGGACAGUGAACUGCGGAGUACAUUACUGGACAACCCGUCUUCUUUGCUCCUCCGUCUCUCUGCUGCCAAAUAGCACUCAUUUGCGACAUGGACUGUGAUUGAAUGAGCCACAUCCCUUGAGCUGGUACAUCAAGGCCUCAAUGGUCUUUGUCAACUUCCAAUAUAACGUUUCCAGGCUUCGAAUUUCACCCACCUCUUCAUAAAUACUGUCCAGUUAGUGGGAGGAAAGAGGGAUUUGAUCAGUAUUCUCUAGAUCCAAGCUGAGCUAAUUUCGAUGAGUGGUUUGUCCUGGUUAUAGGCCUGUCUGGAGGGGACUUCUCUCUGUUACAUGUAGCCUCACUGCAUCAGAAAGUAGGGAAUAGUUGAGUCCCAAUGUAAGGCCGUUCAUGACUUCUAAAAUUGUUCCUACUCUCUCCCAUUAAUCCUUUUUGACAUGCCAAUGCAUAUUCUCACCAGCCCCUCACAAUCCUUGCAUUGUACUGUAGGGAGAGACAUUUCCUGCACUGAGGUACAUUGCCUGUGCUUCCUGCUGGUCUCCUCCUGCACCUAUUACUUUGGAGCUUCAUUGAUGAUCCUCGCUAAGACUGGAAGGUUGUACUGUGGUGUCGGCUCUCCUUUUCGCCAGGCAUGGAUGGGAGAAGAGUAACUCGGAGUUGAGAGAUCUGUGUGAGUAAACAGUUCUCUGGGAAGGUGGUCCACUCGUUUGACUAUUCAUGGGCUCAGUCUCUGGAAACUUGCACUCUUUUCCUUCAGUAUAUUCCAGCAGUGUUUCUAUUCACCCAACCCUCCCACCUAGCCUCCAUUCCCAGACCUCCAACAAGUCUAUGUUUUCAGGGUAUCCAUUCUCCUGUGUCCUAUUUGCUGGCUGGCUAUGUUGUACAGCGCACCUCAAUCCCAAGCUCUGGCUCAGCUGAAUCUCCCUUCGCCUUUGUUUCACCAGUGAGAGAACUUUAAGGUCAGACAGCACUUCAGUCACUACUGGGUGGCAGCUAGUUAAUAUUGGGGCACAGCUGUUCCAGCACCCCAAACUGCCUUAAUGCAUUCCAGCCUGACUUACUGAAGACUCAGGGCCCCUGGGGUCCAGUCACACCUCCAGGAUACCUCUUGCAGUAAUCCUCCCAUUCCCAUCCACCUCUGUCCCAAUCCCAUGGCACAAGGAUGUAGAUUCUGGGCCAAUUCUGAACUGGGCUUUCUUUAAGGGGAGGGGGGACAUUGAAACCUACAUGUAAUAAUUUCUUUUAAAAUACCGUUACGCUAACCAGUGGAUUGUGUUGAGGAAAAUGUUGCAUUGAGAUCUGUUUACUGUGAGCCCCAUAAUGGUCCAGGGCUGUUUAUAACAAUGAUAGCUGCCACUUAACCCCUUGCUGGUGCACAUGAUGAUUAUCCCUCACUGUCCCUCCUUCCCUAGCUCGGUGUUAAGUGGGUAUGUGUGAUCCCAUAUAUGGUGCAUUAACGUCUGGUAUACAGAGUCUGCGUGGUGUCACUUAAUACCAUUCAUUGAGUUCCUCAUUGAUCUGCAACUUUCUGUCAGUGUGUUAGCACUCUGCGAUCAGCUUAAUCUUCCUCUCCCUGGUAGGUUAGCUGGGGAGAGGGUGCAUUCAGUCAGGCUGGGGGUUGCCCUGGAGGGAGCUGCUUUGCCUUACUGCCAAUUGAGGCCUUUAUAUAGGUAAUUAAUGCCCCCAUUUAAAAGCAACCUCCUGUUGCUGGUGUUCUCCCAGUGGUGAGAAGUGGGGGCAGACAGCAGAGAGCUCAAUGAGAAAACCCCAGUGGGAAUUGCUUGUGGAUCUUUGGGAAUGCCCCUCAAUCAAAAGAUUCAGAUUAAAGACUAGGCUUUGGGAAGGGGGUGGCCUUCUGGGAGCAGUGAUGCCCCCACCCCCCUUGCCUUGACAACAGAUAGUGCACCACCUGACCUGCUGAGCGAUUGAAGAGCCUCUACCUCUUGAUCUCAGGGUAGGUCCACUGCUGCUGUCUUCAUCGGCGUUGACCGUAAUUCAGUCCAUAUUCUCAUAAAGAGAUAAUGUAGGGAUCUCUCCAUCUCUUUGGCUGAUUUCUAUUAAAUACCAUCAUGAUGGUAGAAAUGUGUGAGCUUUGUAGAGUGAAGGGGGAGGGCAGUGUUGCUGCAGGUCAAUGGGAAAUGACACCUUUUGGAACAGUAUUGAUAUGUAAUAAAAACAGAAACGUGCUGGAAA
Chiloscyllium plagiosum (whitespotted bambooshark) is the source of this 3343-nucleotide messenger RNA. It is a transcript of the gene cnot9, whose product is annotated as CCR4-NOT transcription complex subunit 9. NCBI's taxonomy places the organism in Eukaryota, Metazoa, Chordata, Chondrichthyes, Orectolobiformes, Hemiscylliidae. Gene Ontology annotation, biological process: mRNA catabolic process. The record is from RefSeq and is a predicted model, not a curated record. Gene Ontology annotation, cellular component: CCR4-NOT complex.